Molecule: messenger RNA, 5264 nt
Organism: Eriocheir sinensis (Chinese mitten crab)
Lineage: Eukaryota; Metazoa; Arthropoda; Malacostraca; Decapoda; Varunidae
Exons: 11
Coding region: 187-1788 (533 amino acids)
Biological process (GO): cobalamin transport
Molecular function (GO): cobalamin binding
Source: RefSeq, a predicted model, not a curated record
CAGUUACCCGCGAGACAUCAGAGAGGAGGUGUCACAACCGCGCUCUCUGACCUGACCAUCCCCGGUACUACUCCAGCUCCCCCUGCCCCCAGUGACCCCCCUUUGACCUCCCCCUGACACCCUUUGACCCCUGCCGGCUACUGGAGGGCUAAGAAACGUAUACAGAAGCCUCGUGAACCAGGUGGGAUGGCGGCGGCGGCGGGGACGGCGGGGACGGCGGGGACGGAAGGGGGUCGGGGGACGAGAAGGGGGGCGGGAGGAGCGUGGUCUUCCUCCCCUCUUCCUCACCUCCUCCUCUUCCUCCUCCUCCUCCUCUCUCACAGUGUUGGAAGUUGUAUGGGCGUAGCAACGGAGCAUUAUGGAGAGAUAGCAGACUUACUCCCAGCGCCUCAAAGCCACGAGCACAUGGAACCAGAAACCGACCCACCUUCCUUACCCUCCGUCUCCCUUCUCCUGCACCCUAAACCCCUUGUGGCUGUGGCGGACGAGGCCAGACCCAUGGACGAGGAGCCCCUAUUGGUCCUCCCCGCCGCCUCGAGAGCCGUCCAGUGGGUUAUCUCGCAGCGGAAGCCGGACUGGGGGUGGGGCAGCGACACGGCCCAUACUGUCCUGGCGCUGAGGCUCGCUAACGCUACCUGGUUCGCGCCCGACCAGCUGGAGAGCCAACUGGCGGUCAAACAGCUCGAAUUGGAACUUGUUUUGAGGCUGUGGAAGAAGGGGAAAGGGCACCAUGACCUCCCCGUGACCCAGGGGCAUUUGGCGGUCAACGUGAUGGCCCUCGUGGCCCUCUGUCGAGACCCAAGAGCCUUCUACUCCAAAGACCUCGUGUCCAUGUUGGGCCACCAGGAGGGACAGGUUGACUUCGAAGUGGCUUACGCCCAGUUGGCCACGUGCACCGCUGGCCACCAUGUACGGAAGGCCAGGGUUCGACGCCUCGUGGACAUGAUCACCGCUCACCAGAAGAUACACUCCCUUGACACGCUCUCGGUGGUGAUCAUGGCCCUCCGCUGCGUUCAACACCAGCGGCGCCACGACCUCCGCCGUUACCUGGACACAGCCCGCCGCGCGCUCCUGAGGCAACAGCGACACGAUGGCUCCUUCAGCGGGAACCUGCACACCACCGCGCUGGCCCUGCAGGCCAUGCUCGCUUCACAACUCGCCGGGUCCUGGAACGCCACCCGGGCCCAGCAGUUUGUCUUAUCCCACCAGCGCCCGGACGGUUCCUUCGGCUCACUCUUUGACACCAUCGCCGUGCUGCCCUUGCUCGGCGGCCGCACUCUCCUGGACGUGGCCCUCAGGAGGUGCCCCAGGGUGGAAGGGGACACCGUGGACCCCCAGGACGGACAGGUUGACGCGUAUGACAUGCCCGAAGACACGCCCCCUGUGCCCUCUGACCUCCCGCCGCAACCUGAGCUCACCAACACCACACAAGACCCGCAGAUCCAGGUGACGUACAUCAUCUGGAAGGGCAACAACGCCACCCUCAACUACAACCUCACCCUCACCGUGCCCGUCAACACAACCUUCCUGGAGGUCAUGAAACAGGCGGCGGAACUCGACCACAGAUUCGUGUUCUCGGCCUCCCACUGGGGUAACGGACUGUACAUUCACACGCUGGCCGGGGCGAAGGAGCAGAAACUUGGUUACUGGUACUGGCUACUCUAUCGCCUGCCGGAGCCUCCAGUGCCUGGGACCAAGCCGGACAACAAAUACGUGGUGGGGACAGGUGUUCAAGAGACCAUUAUCAAGGAUGGUGACUUAAUGUUGUUCUGGUAUCACCAAAUAUAAGUCACUACCACCAUCACCACCAUCACCACCACCACCACCACUACUACUACUACUACUACUACUACUACUACUACUGCUACUGCUACUGGUGUGGUGUUACUACUGCUUCAACUACUACUACCAACACCACCAGUAAGAUUUUCAACACCGCUGUCAACACCACCACCAACACCGCUUCCUCCUCCUCCUCCUCCUCUUCUUCCUCCUCCUCCUCCUUUUCUUUCUACUCCAUCUUUUCUUUGUAAUAUAUUUUGUUGUUUUUUUCUUCAUUGUUUUCCCCUUCCAUCCUCUUUUCAUUCCUUCCCUUCUUUUUCUCUUCCUCCUCCUCCUCCUCCUCCUCCUCCUUCUUUUGUUCUUCUUCUUCUUUCUCUUCUUCUCAGUCAUCCAUUCACCAUAUAUAAACACACACACACACACACACACACACACACACACACAGCUGCCUUACCAAUCUACACACACAAACACACACACACAAUAACUAUCUACUACUACUACUACUACUACUACUACUACUACUACUACUACGACUACGACUACAUAUACGCACAUAAUAGUAAUAAUAAUAAUAAUAAUAAUAAUAAUAAUAAUAAUAAUAAUAAUAAUGAUAAUAAUAAUAAUAAUAAUAAUAGUAAUAAUAAUAAUAAUAUAUAAAUAGUAAUUAUAUACAUAGUGAAUAUGCAUGUAACUAAAAUUAUAUAUAUAGAAAUGUAAUAAUCUACGUACAUACGAACACACACACACACACACACACACACACACACACACACACACACACACACACUCAAAGAAAAAUAUAUUGUAAUUCUUUCUCCUCUCUCCUCCUCCUCCUCCUCCUCCUCCUCCUCCUUCUCCUACUCCUCCUCCUCCUCCUCCUCCUUCUCCUCCUCCUUCUCCUCGUAAGCUGGGGUCAGUUUAAGCCUAAGUAAUAACAGUAGUAGUAGUAGUAGUAGUAGUAGUAGUGAGAGAGAGAGAGAGAGAGAGAGUAAACUAAAAGAAAGAAAUAUGGCUUGGAAAAACACUUAAUAAAUAAAUAAAGAAAGAAAGAAAAUGCAUAAUAAAAGAGAAUAUAAGUUAUUAAUAGGAACCAUCGCCCCAGUCCCUUCCCUUCCCUUCCCUUCCCUUCCCUUCCCUUCCCUUCCCUUCCCUUCUAUUCCCUUCCCUCCCUUCCCUUCCAUUCAAUUCCCUUCCCUUCCCUUCCCUUCCCUUCUAUUCCCUUCCCUUCCAUUCCAUUCUAUUCCCUUCCCUUCCCUUCCAUUCAAUUCCCUUCCCUUCCCUUACCUUACCCUCCCUUCCCUUCCCUUCCUUCCUCUUCCUUCCAUUCCAUUCCCUUCCCUUCCCUUUCCUUUCCUUCCCUUCCCUUCCAUUCCCUUCCCUUCCCUUCCCUUAUCUUACCUUACCCUCCCUUCCCUUCCCUUCCUUCCUCUUCCUUCCUCCUCUUCUCCUUUUCUUUCUUUUCUUUCCUCUCUUUUCCUUCCCUGUCCUUCCCACACAGAGGGUUCUAUGUAUAAAUAUGUAUUCUAAAUCUUUGAGCCCAAACUUACAUACAUACACGAUAUAUAUAUACUGUAAAAAAUAAAAUAUAUAAAUAUAUAUAGUGGUAGGAAUUUAGACUAUCGAAUAUAUAAUUUUUCUUUUCCUUUCCACUUUUCUUUUUGUAAUUUUUUCGUUCGCUUGUAAAUGUGAAUGCGCGCGUGUGUGUCUAUGCGUGUGUGUGUGUGUGUGUGUGUGUGUGUGUGUGUGUGUGUGUGUGUGUGUGUGUGUGUGUGUGUGCGUGUGUGUGUGUGCGUUUUAGCUCAUGCCAGAAUCACGAGUUUAGCGAAAUGUUAUGUCAUAUAUAUACAAAGCCACAAAUAGCACACGAGAUUCUACUCUAGCUCAUCCCUAUGCUGUCCCAAUUCCUUCUGCAAGAGUUCACAAGCAUUACUCUUUCAUCCCUAUGCUCUCUAGAUGCUGAUUAACUAUUGCACCUUCUCUUUCAUUCCUACGUAUGUUGUCUAAAUCCCAUAUGCAAGAGUUCACCAGCAUCUCCGCGCUUUCAUCCCUAUGCUGUCUAAAUCCCUUAUGCAAGAGUUCACCAGCAUCUUCGCGCUUUCAUCCCUAUGCUGUCUAAAUCCCUUAUGCAAGAGUUCACCAGCAUCUUCGCGCUUUCAUCCCUAUGCUGUCUAAAUCCCUUAUGCAAGAGUUCACCAGCAUCUUCGCGCUUUCAUCCCUGUGCCGUCUAAAUCCCUUAUGCAAGAGUUCACCAGCAUCUUCGCGCUUUCAUCCCUGUGCCGUCUAAAUCCCUUAUGCAAGAGUUCACCAGCAUUUUCGCGCUUUCAUCCCUGUGCCGUCUAAAUCACUAAUGCAAGAGUUCACCAGCAGCAUAAUUCUUUCAUCCCUUCCGCUGGCAACCUCUGGGGCAGCCUUCCUUCGUCUGUAUUUCCUCCUGCCUACGACUUGAACGCUUUCUCCGAUUAUAAUAGUUACUUACGAGGAAACUACAGGCGACAGCUGACCUACCCCUAAGCGUGAGUUCCUGGGUAUGAAGUGACCAUAUGUAUAAUACCUCUUCUUAUUCUCCUCAACGUUAGCUUAAGGGUGAUGGUGAUGCAGGGAUAAAUAUAUGAAGGGGAAACUGAUGUAUAUUCUAGGCUACCGCUAUUAUUAUCGUUAUUAUUAUUAUUAUUAUUACUGUGAACAUUUAUAUCUCAUUAUUCAUUUAACUCGAGAAGAAGAAUGUUAAUAUUACCGUUAUACAACCUUACGUAGAAUUAAGGCUUUAGCGAAUAACGAAAAACUGUGUAAAGAUCAAAUAUUUAGCGAAGAGAAUAACUUAAGAUGGAAAUACGUGGACUUAAGUUAUCCUCUGUGUAAUGUUAAGUGUGAAGAUCAAAUACUUACUUACGUACAGCGGCCAGUCACGCUGAGGCCACGACAAGGGCCAGGGCCAGCACACACACACACACACCAGGCCGCCCCACACAGCACGCGUGGGCCCGGCCUGACCACGACUUGUUGGGGCUUGCUUCGUGUGCAUUGUGCAGCAUGAAAAAAGGACCUGUGUCUGUGUAAUAGAUGUUGUCAACACUAGUGACGGCGAGACCUCUGGCCAUGCAGCGGCGGCCACACCCAGGCAGGCGGCACCGCACCAAAAAAAGGCUCCACACACAGACCGCCUCCAGCCCCGCCCUUGUCGUCGGCCGGGGUGUGUAGGCCGACUUUAAGAUCAAAUAUUUACUGAAGGGAAUAGUGACUUAAGAUCGAGAUAAACAUUUACUUAAGAGAAUGACUUAGGAUUGAGCUAUAUGGACUUGAGUUGUCCUCUGUUUACUAUUAAGCGUAAGAAUCAAACAUUAACUUAAGGCCAGAGGGACUUAAGGUCGAUAUUGACUUAAGUUCUCCUUGCGUAAACUUAAGGAAAAGGAAAAAAAUAUUACAGCUUUAUUUUGUCUCGUAUAAAAAUAAAAUAAAAAUAAAUAUUGUUUAGAUUAUAA